Monopterus albus (swamp eel) is the source of this 535-nucleotide messenger RNA. Its product is annotated as protodermal factor 1-like. The annotation marks the transcript as partial. The transcript has a single exon. The record is from RefSeq and is a predicted model, not a curated record. Lineage: Eukaryota; Metazoa; Chordata; Actinopteri; Synbranchiformes; Synbranchidae.
UCGGAGGCCAGAGGGGCCUCCACUCCCUGGCAGUGUUGUCCACAGGAACUGUCCGAGUCCAACUGGUCUGGACACCCCGGCCCUGAGGUUUGAACGUGAACGCCUGUCACCUCUACAUCAGAAAGAGGCAGCAGAGAUGAGCCCAUGCUUCGAGAGCCCAAACAGUGAGCACUCGGACGAUGGGCCCCUAAAUCUUGAUGUCAUCCCUCCUCACCCUCCCCCCCCCACUAAAUCCAUCCUCAAGGCGCCGGCCCGUGGAGGGCCGCUGUCUUCUGUCCGACAGCACAGCGACUCCCCAGGGCACACACCGCCUCACAACGGAGGACACCCUCCCUCCCAUUACGAUGCACACAUGGGCCCAUCUAGACCACACCCUCCUGGGUGGUUCGAUGACCCAUCACGGUUCGAGGGUCCUGGCAGGUUCGAUGGUGGUGCACCGCCUCAUCACAUGCCCGAGAGAUUUGAUGGCCCCGAGCAGUGUGACAGCCCCCACAUGUCUCACGGGCCAAUGAGAGGUGGAGACGGUAUGGGUAGG